AUGACUUCGUCUGAUAUAACAGCAUCUACUCCUAUUAUUAUGGUUCCAACUGAACAUUUAUCUUCACUUAAUGGUGGAUCUGCUGUUACUGUGAAACCUAUAACACGAACAAAUAAUCAUGUUAGUUGUGGUGAAAUGAUGGAAUCAACUAUUAAUGCAAUAACUCAAGAAGCAAAAGCAUUAUUUACAUUUCAUCCACAAGAAUGGAUCAGUGCAUUUCGACCCAAUCCAAAAUUUCCAUUAUUUGUUGUUGGUGAUAUCGAUGGAUUUGUUGCUUUAUUCAUGAAUAAUUUAGCAACAUUAUUAGCUGUUAUUCUUGGUCUUAAAAUUGUAUUUGACGAUGCAUUUAUCUAUGGAAAAAUUGUUCCUGGUGUAUCACUAUCGAUGUUGUGGGGAAAUUUAUAUUAUGUAUAUAUGGCAAGAAAACUUGCUUAUAGAGAAAAUCGUGGUGAUGUAUGUACAAUGCCCUAUGGUAUUAAUACGCCAGGAGCAUUUGCAUUUAUUUUCAGUAUAAUAUUACCAACUUAUUCCAGUUGUAUGAAGAGUCGUGAUGAUCCACAUUCAUGUCAAAACUUAGCAUGGCAUGUGGCAUUGGCGAGCAAUUUUAUGACAGGAAUUAUUCUUCUUGUAUUAUGUUUUGUUGGAGAAUUUAUUCGACGAAAUACUCCUAGUGUAGCACUUCUUUCAUCAAUAUCUGGUAUUGGAUUUACAUAUUUAGCAUUGAAUGAAUAUUUACCAGUAGCUGCAUCACCGAUUGUAUCGUUUAUUCCAUUUGCGAUAGUUAUGCUUGGUUACUUUGCUGGAGUUAAAUUUGGUCCAGUUCCAGUUGCAUUUGUUGCCCUUGUUGUAGGUACAAUUCUCGGAUGGGCAACAUCAUUAAAUCAUGGAAGUGAUGUAAAAGCAGCAGCAGCAGUUAUUAAACCUUAUCCAUUAGUAUUUCCUAUUCAAGAAAUGUUUGCACAUAUAAGUGAAAUAACUCCUUAUUUAUCAACAACAAUUCCAACAGCUAUAUCAAUUGCUAUUGGAACAAUACAAUGUGUUGAAUCAGCUAAAAGAGCUGGAGAUUUUUAUCCGACUCGUGAAUCAAUGUUCGCAGAUGGAAUUGGAACAUUAAUUGCAAGUUUUUUUGGAUCAAUUCUUGGAAUGACAACAUUUAUUGGUCAUCCAGCUUUUAAAAAAAUGGGUGCUAAACAAGCUUAUUCAAUAGCUAAUGGUAUUGCCUUUUUACCGUUAUGUUUUUUUGGUAUUAAUGCAUUACUAUUAUCAAUUAUUGCUAUUGUUUCAGUCAAUCCAAUUAUUAUAUUUAUUGGUUUGGUCAUUUGUGCUGAUACACUUGUAAUAACACCACAACGUCAUUAUCCAGCAUUUCUUCUUGGUCUUAUGCCUAUUGUAGCUGAUUGGGCUAAAGGUACAAUAGUAAGUGGUGUUUCAGGUGCUUAUAGACAAUUUGUUGAAAAUACUACGGAUUUUGAUCGUAAUAUUACUGCACAUAUAGAUGCCUUUUCAUAUCGUGGUCUUUUAAAUUUCUCUGGUGGAAGUCUUCUUCAAUGUAUAUUUAUAACAGCUAUAUUUAUGUAUAUGAUUGAUAGAAAAUUUAUUCGAGCAGCUAUAUGGUCGGCAUUAGCAUCAAUGUUUGCAUUUUUUGGUUUAAUUAAUGCUCCAAGUGUUGGAAUUUUAAUAAAAAAAGAUGAUGAUGGUUGGAAAUUUACUGUUGCUUAUAUGAUGUUAGCAGUUUUCUUUGCUUGCUUUGAAUUUGCUCAACGACGACGUUGGGUGAAACAACCCGAAACAGAACCCGAUGAUUUAUCUUCGAUAGAAUGGGCCGAAUGGAAUCGACAAAGAUUAUUAGAAGACAAUAAUAUCAAUGAAGAAAAUAAUAUCAAUGAACAAACUGUUUAA
Molecule: messenger RNA, 1899 nt
Organism: Adineta steineri
Lineage: Eukaryota; Metazoa; Rotifera; Eurotatoria; Adinetida; Adinetidae
Source: the annotation of a GenBank genome assembly